Messenger RNA from Penicillium salamii, 309 nucleotides. Lineage: Eukaryota; Fungi; Ascomycota; Eurotiomycetes; Eurotiales; Aspergillaceae. The record is from the annotation of a GenBank genome assembly.
AUGUUCACCAACGGACUUUUGUCUUGGUUCUCCAAGGAAUCUCCUGCUCCCGAGGCAGUCUGGGAUGCCUCCACCGCAACUGUUCAAACCCAGCAGCCUACCAGCCCCAAGGCUCCCUCAACCGAUCAAAUUAUCACCGAGCAGCCUGUACGUGCGAUAUCAAGCGCCAAAGAUCGUACACAACUGAUGUCUUUUCCGCAGAAUUCUCACGAGAACAUGAUGAAGCUCCGCGGCGGUGGUGCCGGCGAUGUCUGCUGUGGCGUAUGCGCCGGUCUUCUCUGCUUCGAGUGUUGUGAAGAAUGUUGCUAA